This is a messenger RNA of Bacidia gigantensis, 336 nucleotides long. RefSeq lists its product as uncharacterized. The record is from RefSeq and is a predicted model, not a curated record. The transcript has 4 exons. The coding region runs from base 1 to 336 and encodes 111 amino acids. Gene Ontology annotation, biological process: mitochondrial electron transport, ubiquinol to cytochrome c. NCBI's taxonomy places the organism in Eukaryota, Fungi, Ascomycota, Lecanoromycetes, Lecanorales, Ramalinaceae.
AUGAGCUCCCUUCAAGCUCUUUUGACUUCUCCAGCCCUUCUCACCUACAUUGGCGGCUGGGGCAACCUAGGUUCUCAACCACAAAAAGGAGUGACGACCUAUGCUCUGUCCGCUAAUCGACAACGACCGCUCGCGGGCACUUUGAAUGCAGCUGUUUUCAACACGUGGCGAAGAUUCAAGGCGCAGGCACUUUAUGUUAUACCCCCGCUUGUAAUAGCAUACUCGGCUAUGAAUUGGGCAAUAGAGAAGAACGAACAUUAUAAUUCAAAACCAGGUAGAAUGGAAGAUGAGCAGGCGGCGAAAGAGGCCACGGCAGGUGGCUCUGUCAGAGGAUAG